AUGCAUCAUGGUCAACUCGAUGAAAAAAUGGAAUUGUCUCGAGAAAAUUUUCGUGCAAUAAUUUUUUACGAUUUUCGAGUGGAGCUAUCUCAACAGGAGUGUUUCAAUCGACUUCAUUCCGAUUUUGGCGAGGAAGCACCAUCCAUGGCCAGCGUAUAUAUUUGGUACAAUGAGUUCAAACGGGGGUGGCAGUCACUCAAAGACGAGCCGCGGGAAGGUCGUGAAAUUUCAGCAGUAACGCCAGAACACAUUGACGCUGUGAAAAAUCUGAAAGUGAGAAAUGGUCAUGUGACUUAUCGUGAGAUUGAGGCAUCCUUGGGCAUUAGUAUGACUUACAUGCGGUCAAUAUUACACGUGGAUUUAGUGCCGUAA
Molecule: messenger RNA, 372 nt
Organism: Sitodiplosis mosellana (orange wheat blossom midge)
Lineage: Eukaryota; Metazoa; Arthropoda; Insecta; Diptera; Cecidomyiidae
Exons: 1
Coding region: 1-372 (123 amino acids)
Source: RefSeq, a predicted model, not a curated record